GCGGGUCCCGGUCCGUGUGAAAAGAGGCGCAGUGUUUACAUCCAGCGCGAAUCCAAGGAGGCUCAAGAGCACAAGAAACGGCAAGAGCUUACCAUUUGUCCUCCGAGAAAGUGCAAAACCUUCGACAAGAUGAGUCUCAGUCGAGGAAAACCUGAAGAUAUUAAGAAGCUGAUGCAGGAGCAGAUAAAGACGAAGGCGAUAACGAAGCAGGUGGAUUCUCCGUAUGCCAAAUACAAUAGUCGAGGUCAGCUGAUGUGCAUUGUAUGUGGAACUGUAGUGAAAAGUGCCAUCAUCUGGCAGGCACAUGUCAAUAAGCGUUCACAUCUUGAGAAUUUGACAAGACUGAAACAAAAACAACAGCAGUUGAACAGCCAGCAGUCUAGCAGUAAUCACAAGAACAAUGUUCCACAAAAAAGGGCUGCUUCUCCUCCUCCUCAGACUUCCAAUAAAAAGCAGGCAACUUCUGCAGCUGCCAAGCCAAAAGGGAUCUUGAAAAAAAUCAGCACGUACUCAUCAUCAUCAUCAUCAGAGAGUGAAGAGGAGGAAACUAAACCUGCUGAGCAUCCAGUCAAGCAAAUUAAAACUGAAGAUGAUGAGACUAAACCUACAGGAAAUGGGUUACCAGAAGGAUUCUUUGAUGAAGAUCAGCCUCCCGCAAGACCAAAAGACGAUGAAUCCAUGUUUAAAGAAGAACAGUCCAAAUCUAAGGAACCUCCGAAACCAAACACAAGUGAAGUUCUACCUGAAGGAUUCUUUGAUGAUCCUGUUGCAGAUGCUAAGGCACGCAAAGUUGAAUAUAAGGAUAAGGAGGCUGAGGAGUGGAUGUCUUUCAUGAGAGAAGUGUCAGCUGCUGAGCAAGUAAGCCGAACGAUUAUUGAGGAAGACAAAGAGGAGGCAGCGCUAGCAACACAAAUUGAACAGGCCAAUGAGCAGAUUGCUUACCUAGAAAAGGUUGUAGAACUGGAUCAGAAGAAGACCAGCCAAUUACUGGAGAGAGGAAACAAUAAGAGAGAUUCAGACGGUGAAGAAGAUUCCAGUGAUGAAGAAUUUGUGCCUGUAAUAUGGAGAACCAAAAAUUCUCUCAUUUAGUAUUCUGUAGUUGUAUAUUAAUAUUUAUAUUAUAUAUAAUAUAAUUCCCCCCAAACUAUGCCAUAUAAUAGUAAAAUUUCCAUUAUGUAUUGUUCACCUCAGAAUAAUUGGUGCAACAAUUUCUGAUAAUACCCUGUGCUGUAUGUGCUUACAGUAUUAAAACUGUAUCUUUUGCUCUGUAUACUAUGAAAUAUUAUUCUGUACACAUAGAUACACACACAUACAUAGGUACACACACAUAAAUGCGCACACACACACACAGGCGCGCAUGCAAACAUGCACACAUGAACACAUGCACACAUGAACACAUGCACACAUGAACAC
This is a messenger RNA of Penaeus chinensis, 1413 nucleotides long. RefSeq names its product zinc finger protein 830-like. Gene Ontology annotation, cellular component: nucleus; spliceosomal complex. The transcript is spliced from 7 exons. Gene Ontology annotation, biological process: mitotic DNA damage checkpoint signaling; mitotic DNA replication checkpoint signaling; nuclear DNA replication. NCBI's taxonomy places the organism in Eukaryota, Metazoa, Arthropoda, Malacostraca, Decapoda, Penaeidae. Gene Ontology annotation, molecular function: nucleic acid binding; zinc ion binding. The coding region runs from base 130 to 1089 and encodes 319 amino acids. The record is from RefSeq and is a predicted model, not a curated record.